UCUAACCUAGUAUCUUACACCGUGGUCUAACCUAAACCUAAACUGUCAUUUGCUCUCUCUGAGUUGCUAUUGAGCAGAGUAUUCGAAAAAGUUUAGAAAACUGCUCUUUAACAUUAAGUAGAGGUAUUAACUUUUGCAGCAAACUUUUAACAGAGACAAUGCCGAAAUAUUAUUGCGAUUACUGCGAUACUUAUUUGACACAUGAUUCACCGAGUGUGCGAAAGACUCAUUGUCAAGGUCGAAAGCACAAGGAUAACGUGAAAUAUUUUUAUCAAAAAUGGAUGGAGGAGCAGGCCCAGCAUCUCAUCGAUGCAACGACAGCUGCCUUCAAAGCUGGCAAGAUUGCUUCCAAUCCCUUCGCGGCUAACAAAGGUGCGGCGAUACCACCACCGCCGAAUCUCGGUUCUGGCCUUGGAUCAAGAUCUGGUGUACCACCACAGGGACAUCCAGGAAUGAUGCCACCACCGAAUAUGCAUCCAACUGGACCUAUGGGACCUGGAGGGCCGAUGAUGAUGGGUCCUCAUGGACCUAUGCCACCUCCUAUGAUGGGUAUGAGACCACCUAUGAUGGGACCUAUGGGACCUAUGGGUCCUAUGAUGGGACCAAUAGGCCCAAUGGGACAUAUGAGACCACCAAUGAAUGGACCUCCACCUAUGGUAGGUCCACCACCAAUGAAGAAGUAACAUUCAAACUUUUGAUUCUUGUGUAUUGUGUUGAAUAUAUAUAUUUAUGUAUAUAUAUAUAUAUUAAAUACAUGUACACAUAUUGAUUGGUUUAUGUACAGAUUUAUAUUGUGGUAUAAAAAUCCCAGUACCCAAUUUGCUACUGUAAUAUAAAUCAUAUAUUUCAAAACAUUUGAGUAUGAAUAAAUAUAAAUGUCAUUUUUUUUAAUUUAUAAAAGUAUCAAGAUAAUUAAUGUUUGAUGAAUUACUAUAAAAUUAUACAUUCCUAUAUAAGCUUCUAUAUCUUAAAGUUUUAUAGUAUCAAUAUUAUUAGUAUAG
Molecule: messenger RNA, 1001 nt
Organism: Pseudomyrmex gracilis
Lineage: Eukaryota; Metazoa; Arthropoda; Insecta; Hymenoptera; Formicidae
Gene: snRNP-U1-C
Product: U1 small nuclear ribonucleoprotein C
Exons: 1
Coding region: 159-683 (174 amino acids)
Biological process (GO): mRNA splicing, via spliceosome; mRNA 5'-splice site recognition; spliceosomal snRNP assembly
Cellular component (GO): U1 snRNP; nucleus
Molecular function (GO): zinc ion binding; pre-mRNA 5'-splice site binding
Source: RefSeq, a predicted model, not a curated record